This is a messenger RNA of Lingula anatina, 556 nucleotides long. Its product is annotated as dynein axonemal light chain 4. Lineage: Eukaryota; Metazoa; Brachiopoda; Lingulata; Lingulida; Lingulidae. Gene Ontology annotation, biological process: microtubule-based process. Gene Ontology annotation, cellular component: dynein complex. The record is from RefSeq and is a predicted model, not a curated record.
UUUUCCUUAGAGACAGGUUGCAAGACUUGAGUUUGCUAUCAGUUUUUGAACAAAUUACAUCUUUUGAUUCAAUAAUGGCAGAAGAAGGAGGGGAAAAAAAGGUGGUUGAGGUUGUGAAGCAUACCUAUCCGUUAAUCAGACACUCGGAUAUGCAAGAUGAGAUGAGAGUGGAGGCAAUGGAGCUGUGUGUCACAGCAUGUGAAAAAUUUUCCACAAAUAAUGAGACUGCAGCCAAAAUGAUAAAAGAAACUAUGGAUAAAAAGUUUGGGCCCUCUUGGCAUGUGGUAGUUGGAGAAGGAUAUGGCUUUGAAAUUACACACGAAGUGAAGAACUUGAUAUACAUGUUCUUUGGUGGAAAUGUGGCAAUUACUUUAUGGAAGUGCUCAUAGUGUGAAUUUUUUAUUCAACUUGACAAUCUUAUGAGGUUCACCUUGCUGUAUGGUGAGAAGUUGGGAAGUAAAGUAAUAUCUUCCCCAAGCCACAAUAAACUGAAUACACACUUUACAGCAUAAACUUUUUUGUGUCAAAGAGGCCUGAAUUCCUUUGAUAAAACUUC